UUCUUGGAUUUGGAUUCUUGCAUUCUUCUAACUAACUAACUCAACAAAACUUGACGUUAAAAUUAUGUUCUCUGUUCUCCACUGACUCUUUCUUAUUCCCAAUUUGUAUUAUCUAAGAUGUAAUGAAUGUGAUUGUGAUAUAAACUUGAAUUUUGAAACAGUAACUUAACUUAGUGAUACACAAUACGGAUUUAGAUAAGUUUACUAAGUUAGUUAUCUUAGACUUAACUAUUUUAAUUUGUCUAGGCCUAGGCCUCAAAAUAGAUCAGGUACUGUAGGCCUAUAGACCCAACUUUAUUUAGAUUUUCAUUAUAACUUAAUAUUGUAUUGUAGUUGGUCUUAUCUAACGCAGUUUUGUAGGCCAAUGUUACCAAGUCAUACUCCUGAAACCCCCAAAUUCUAAAAUGUUCUCGAUUAUAAGACAUUUCAAGAAAUCAUCUGUUUUGUUGAGUAACUUACCCCUGACAUCUAGCACAGAAUUUACUCAAAAUAUUAACAAAUUUACAAGCCCCAAAAUCAUAGUGUCAUAUGUACAUUCGGCAACAAUACAAAAAAAUUCUGAAGCCACUCAAGCUGCCCUUACAGAAGAUACAGUGAACGGACUGCCAGACAAACUGUACAAACUAGUAGAAGUGGAAGUAAGGGGAAAUGACAAAGAAGUUUUGAAAAGUUAUGCUUGGUUCACAAAAACUGCUGCUAACCACUUGGGAGUUCAAGUUGGAAAAAGUUGGACUCCCCAUAAACCCCAUCAUGAAAGAUAUACAGUUUUACGAUCGAUCCACGUAAACAAGAAGUGCAGAGUACAGUACGAGUUUAGGACUUAUUUCCAUUUCAUGCAAUUUCACAAGUUGACUGGCUCAACUGCUGACACUUUUCUCGAGUACAUACAACGCAACUUGCCAGAGGGGGUUGCGAUGAAAGUCACCAAAGUUGGACUAGAGGUUAUUCCAGAGUACAUUCAACCUCCAGAAAAAGCAGAUAAAAUUGAAACUCCUAGUCCAAGUUGAAGAUCGUUGUAAAAUGUAAAUAAUAUAGCAGUAGAAAUAAAAUGAGUAAAAACGUACAGUA
Messenger RNA from Macrosteles quadrilineatus (aster leafhopper), 1068 nucleotides. It is a transcript of the gene mRpS10, whose product is annotated as 28S ribosomal protein S10, mitochondrial. NCBI's taxonomy places the organism in Eukaryota, Metazoa, Arthropoda, Insecta, Hemiptera, Cicadellidae. The record is from RefSeq and is a predicted model, not a curated record. Gene Ontology annotation, cellular component: mitochondrial small ribosomal subunit; mitochondrion. The coding region runs from base 405 to 1007 and encodes 200 amino acids. The transcript is spliced from 5 exons.